AACCUGCUUAUCAGGUUACUUCAUAGUUGUCCUUCAUCCGUGCGGUGACAGCAGGAGAUCUCACGAUCCAAAUCAUGUCCCUAAAGGUUUGGAAGUAUGUACUCAGCAUUCUCAUCCUGUUUGGAAUCAUCUCCCUGCUGUACACCAUUACCAUUGGGAAGAACUGGAACUACAACACAGUGUCAGUACUAGACGAGGUCCAGACCUGGAAUCGGUCAUCAAGUCUGUCUGAAAGGCUCCUGACAUUUCAACACUAUCACAUCUACUGUCCCCAUCUGCCCAAGCCAUUGUCACUUGAGGAUGAGGUGGAAGAACGCAAACUGUUAAACUCCAUCAUCUGGCCCCAGCUGCCUUCUGGUUCUGCACCACCCAGCUUCUUCCAGACGAGUGACCCGGCUCACAGCCGGUUUACAAUCGUAACCUCCAAAAUCAAGCCCAGUUGGAACGUGGGAGACCAGCUGGAAGUACAAAUCCAACUCCGUGACUUCAAGGGCCAACCCAAGCGCUACGGUGGCGAUUUGCUGUUGGCCCGGUUGCACUCCCAAAAACAUGAGGCGGGUGUGGCCGGGCAGGUCCUGGACCAUGAGAACGGACUGUAUACCGUUCGAUUCCCGCUGCUCUGGGAGGGCUCGGCUCAGGUUGACGUUAUGAUGGUCCACUCGAGCGAAGCCAUCGCCGUGUUGCGGCGGCUAAGGGAUCACCGGCUCGAUCGAGUGCGCUUCACCAGCACCUUUCGCCAAGGUGAUCAAUCUGAGAAGAUGAUGUGCCACAUAUGUCUGCCGCCAGAACUGGGGCCAAUCUGUAACUUCUCUGACGUUCGCACCGGUGAACCGUGGUAUUGCUACAAACCCAAAAUGCUCAGCUGUGACACCAGAUACAACCAUGCCAUGGGAGGAUACGCCAUAGACCUCCUCACCGAUGAGGAAACUUUGCUCUUUCAAAGUGACAAGAAUGUCAAAGUUCCCAUCUAUGCUUCCACAACAGAUACCAUCAACGUGCUGCCUUCCAGCAAAGACAAAGGCAUUCAAAAACCGGAUCCCGUGAAGCUAGCAACUUCUGGGUACUACUACCAGGGCUCGUGGAGGCCAUUGGGCGGAGUCCCCAUGGGCCAGUUCAACGACGCAUCUGCCAUCACUCAGUGUUUGACGAACAAGUCAGUCUACUUGUAUGGCGACUCCACUAUGCGUCAGUGGUACGAGUAUUUUACCAGUAUGCUUCCAGACUUGAAAAAGUUUUACCUGGGGAAACCUAUAAAGUUGGGGCCCUUUGUAGCGGUGGACACCAAGCACAACAUCCUGCUAUGGUACCGCAUCCACGGCCCCCCGAUGCGCACUCAGUGGGUCACGAGCAAUGACUUCCGCUACAUCGCUAACGAACUGGACGGCCUGACCGGCAGUCGCAACACAGUGGUGGCGCUCAGCAUCUGGGCUCACUUCACUACUUUGCCCGUGGAGGUGUACAUAAACCGCCUCCGGCAUAUCCGCAAGGCGGUGGUGCGACUCCUGAACCGGGAGCCGGGGACACUGGUGGUGAUCCGAACAGCCAACCCUCAGUCUCUGGAGCAAGAUGUCAGCCUGUACAACAGCGACUGGUUUUCACUGCAGCAGGACACGGUGCUGCGCUCCAUGUUCGAGGGUCUCAACGUUCGGUUUGUGGACGCUUGGCAGAUGGUGGUGGCGCACCACGAACCUCAUAAUCUGCACCCACUUAGGCCCAUUGUCAAGACCAUGGUAGACAUGAUGUUGUCCUACAUUUGCCCUCAUCGGUCCAGCAACAAUGUCGGGAUUUAAGAAAUGAAGAAUGUAAAGUUGUAACCGAAGGAGUAUUAAUAAAAAACAAAAAUUCA
Syngnathus typhle (broad-nosed pipefish) is the source of this 1846-nucleotide messenger RNA. Its product is annotated as NXPE family member 3-like. The transcript has 5 exons. The coding region runs from base 75 to 1790 and encodes 571 amino acids. The record is from RefSeq and is a predicted model, not a curated record. Lineage: Eukaryota; Metazoa; Chordata; Actinopteri; Syngnathiformes; Syngnathidae.